Sparassis crispa is the source of this 924-nucleotide messenger RNA. Its product is annotated as Methyltransferase ausD. The record is from RefSeq and is a predicted model, not a curated record. The coding region runs from base 1 to 924 and encodes 307 amino acids. NCBI's taxonomy places the organism in Eukaryota, Fungi, Basidiomycota, Agaricomycetes, Polyporales, Sparassidaceae. The transcript has 5 exons.
AUGACCACGACCAAUCCGGUUCUACUCAGCGGUGAUUUGGAUGCAAUUCGCGAGUUUCAGCGAGCAGAGGAAAGCUACUACUCCCUCAGCGAUGAAGAGCUCGCUUUCUUCAAGUCGCAGACGGAUAUCCAGGAUGAAGGUAUGCUAAAGGCACAUAUUAUCCUGGUCCAAGCACUGGCAUUUGCGGUCUUCCCGUAUGCAUGCAUCCGUCGCUUCACGUUUCUCAAGCUCAAGAUCUCGCGCAUGCCCAAGUAUGAACAUCUGUUGAAGCUCGGGCGGGAACGCAAGGACGCGAUCUUCCUCGACAUCGGGUGCUGUUUCGGGAACGACGUGAGGAAAGCUGUGGCCGACGGUUUUCCCAUUGAGAAUGUGAUUGCAUCUGAUCUUGAGCAAGAAUUCUGGAACCUUGGUCACUCAUUAUUUAACUCUACGCAAGAAAAAUUCCCUGUGCCCUUCCUCCGCGGCGACGCCUUGGACGAAGCAUUCCUUCCUGUAUCACCCCCACUGCGAACCCCUGCAGAAACUCCUGCUCCAGCGCUCUCCUCCCUCACUUCUCUUGCACCCCUGCACGGACGCGUGUCCGCGAUCCACGCCUCCUCGUUCUUCCACCUCUUCGGCGAGUCUCAGCAGGCGCAGCUCGCACACUCACUCGGGGCUCUCCUCUCGCCCGUUCCCGGCUCCGUCAUCUUCGGCGCGCACGCGGGGAUGCCGACCCCAUGCGCACUGGAUGAGGAGAGCUCUCGAAAGAAACAGUAUUUCUGCCACUCUCCGCAGAGCUGGGUGGAGCUGUGGGAAGGAGUUUUUGGGGAGGGGAUGGUACAAGUGGACGCCCGAUUAGAUCCAGCGAGUGGGACGAAUAUCUUACCGACAGCGGAUAAUAGGCCUGGAAAAUACACGCUGGUCUGGUCCGUUAUGCGAGUAUGA